Purpureocillium lilacinum is the source of this 303-nucleotide messenger RNA. RefSeq lists its product as uncharacterized. The record is from RefSeq and is a predicted model, not a curated record. Lineage: Eukaryota; Fungi; Ascomycota; Sordariomycetes; Hypocreales; Ophiocordycipitaceae.
AUGAGAACCAGCAUCCUGUCUCUCGUGGUCUUGCAGGCCGUCGCAGUUUUCUCUGCUCCCGUGCAGGACCUGACAAAGGACUCGAUCGUCAUCAAGGCCGCGACAAACUACAAGCGCAGCGAGGCCCAUGAUCUCGCCAAAAACUCCAUCGUCAUCAAAGCAGCGGCCAAUUAUAAGCGCAACGAGGCUCAGGAUCUUACCAAGGACUCUAUUGUUAUCAAAGCAGCCGCCAACUACAAGCGCGACGAGGCAAAGGACUUGGCAAAGGACUCGAUCGUCAUCAAGGCGGCGGGCAACUACUGA